AUGAUCUAUCGCUUGCUUAUUGCUCUACCCUUUAUCGCCGCUCAAGGAGGUGUUGCGCCACCAAACGACCGUUGUGUCAAUGCUGAACCAUUGGUUGCAAAUGAACCUACGGAUGGAGAUACCAGCUUUGGCAAUUUUGACUUUAACGCACAGGGAGUAUGUGGCGCUCGAAGUGAUCGAGCGUCUCUUUGGUACCGAAUCACAGGUACUGGAAGAGAGGUCACUGUUCAAGUUUGUACAAAUAAUGGCAAGAUCACAGAUUACGGUGUCUUGACUCUUUGCAACAGUCAAAAUUGCCAGGGUUUCCCAGCGGUGAAUACUGGACUGAUUUACGAUUGCGCACAAAAUAAUACUUUGGAUUAUAGGUUUAUCGCCGAAGAUCAGGAGUGGUACUAUGUUCACGUUCGAUCAGACAUCGGUGAUAUCAAUGCUCGCAAUGGAAGCAAAUUCACGGUCCAGUACCUAGAAGAUGAGGACGACGAACCCGUUGCCACGCAAGGUGACUCUGCAAUGGGACUGUCAGCUAUGUUUGCCCUCGGCGUUUCAUCAGUCCUGGCCCUUGUAUAA
Cylindrotheca closterium is the source of this 567-nucleotide messenger RNA. Lineage: Eukaryota; Bacillariophyta; Bacillariophyceae; Bacillariales; Bacillariaceae. The record is from the annotation of a GenBank genome assembly.